This is a messenger RNA of Dentiscutata erythropus, 132 nucleotides long. NCBI's taxonomy places the organism in Eukaryota, Fungi, Glomeromycota, Glomeromycetes, Diversisporales, Gigasporaceae. The record is from the annotation of a GenBank genome assembly.
CUAUAGAUAGUUAUUAUUCAAGACUUGAAGAUCUGAAUGUAACUUUGAUUACUAAUCAAAAUAUGGAUGAUUAUUCUGGAUCUGAAUAUCCUAAAGAAACUAUGAUUAUAGAUCAAAAUACGGAUGAUUAUA